AUGGAACGACUUAUAUGCUUCUGCGGUCAAAAGGCACAUAUCUUUGAGAUCAAGCUGAAUAGGUUCAUUGUACCGAAUACAAGUAACCUACCUCUGUUCAUAAAACCUCUCUCGCAAGAAGCAGCUUUUAACAAAGGAGUCGAAUACUUUGUGGAAUUAGUAUUUUUCUAUGGUAUAUUGAUAACUAUUGCUAUGUAUGAGAUUAAGAGUUCUUAGGAAGUAUCAUCUGGAUUAAAGAAAAAUGUAGAUUCUUUUGAAAGUGAAUGCAAGGACGCUGAAAACUAGAUUGGCAAGUUAAAACAUGAUAUUAGCGAUUGCUAGAACUUCCUUUAACAAUCAAAUUAAGAAUAUAAGAAAGUGCUUAGUGAACUGUCAUAGAUGAAUCUAAAACUUAAUAGGAUGUAUGAGGAUAAGGAGAUCUGA
Molecule: messenger RNA, 423 nt
Organism: Stylonychia lemnae
Lineage: Eukaryota; Ciliophora; Spirotrichea; Sporadotrichida; Oxytrichidae
Source: the annotation of a GenBank genome assembly